AUGCUCUAUGGGAGGCUGAAGACUCGCAGUCUCAUGAACAAGUUCUCUUUUUUCUUCAUAUGGUUUUGUGUUCAGAAAUUUGGUGGCUCAUAUCGUCUGUUCCUUGCUUUGGAUCUCCUUACUCAUCUAUUUGGCUUGGAAGUUUUCACUAUAAUGUCUGCUUCAAAAGCUGUAGCAACUUCAUCUUCUUGUUCUGAUGAUGAGUUCUCGAGCUUUAGAGGCAAAACCAUCUUGAGCUGUAGAGGCAAAGACGUUCUCAAGCCUUUUGCAGAUCAUCUCUAUGUAGCUCUGACUCAAGCUGGGAUUCACACCUUCAGAGACGAUGAUGAAAUAGAGAGAGGAGAAAACAUUGAGCAAGAACUCAAGAAAGCAAUACAACAAUCAAAAGUAGCAGUAAUAGUGUUUUCCCCAGACUAUGCCUCUUCAAGAUGGCGCCUUAAUGAGCUUUUGAAGAUCAAUGAGGUUAGGAAAUCUGGUGUUAUGCAUAUUUUGGCAAUUUUCUACCAUGUCCAUCCACAUGCGGUCAGGUGGCAGACAGGAAGCUUCACGGAAGCAGUUGUUAGACAUGAAGAGCAAUUAAAGGUGGAGAUAGACAAGGUGGAGAGAUGGAGGGCAGCUCUCAAAGAAGUUGCAGAUCUAGGCGGGGAGGUUUUAAAAGACCAGUAA
Molecule: messenger RNA, 666 nt
Organism: Hevea brasiliensis (rubber tree)
Lineage: Eukaryota; Viridiplantae; Streptophyta; Magnoliopsida; Malpighiales; Euphorbiaceae
Product: TMV resistance protein N-like
Exons: 1
Coding region: 1-666 (221 amino acids)
Biological process (GO): signal transduction
Source: RefSeq, a predicted model, not a curated record